AGCAACAAGUCACUAAGCAAUCAUCAAACAUUCAGCUGCACCACAAAUAGAGGCUAGCCCUACUUACCAGGAGCAAUAACUUCCCAAACCUGACUAAUCUGCAGUUUGAAGCACGCUGCGGGUUGGAUGUAAGCCAGAGUUUGAAUGGCAGCUGUUUCACGUGCAGACGCGCCGCAAGGAUGAUCUGGACAGGGUAAUGGGUCGUCCCGCCGGAGAAAAGCGUACAACUAAUCUGCCACAGGAAAAGUAGAGAUGCCACUGUUAUUUAUGGACAGCGGCUGUGAGCCCCAAAACCUAGAUUCUCUCUCAGCCGAUGAGUGCUCCAGCAACACCUCUGGACUGGAGAGGGAAGGAGAGGAGCAACAGAUGGGACCCAGAGUGUCAAAAAGGCGAGAGAAGAACAGAGAUGCAGCGAGGAAGAGCCGUAAAAAACAAACUGAAAGAGCAGAUGAGCUUCAUCAGGAGCUCCAGUGUCUGGAGCAAUCAAACUCGACUUUGCAGAAGGAGAUUGCUGCAUUAAAAAAAGACCUACAGUUCUAUGAGACAGCUUUGGAGCGGCAUAAACCUUACUGCCGCCUCAGAUCCUCUGCAUCCAGGUCAUCCACCUGCCCCUCUGUGUCCUCCUUAGCCAAACAUCAAGGCAGUUCCAGCCCUCCCCGGGCUUCAAACUCCACGCCCACUUCACGAGCUAAAUCUGUAUCCCCCAGUAUUGCUUCUCAAAUUCUUAACUGCACCAAAGAGACUAAUCUCUCGCCUUCAACUUCUGCUUUGAUGACCACAACAGUAGUCUCAUCUGCUGCCUCAUCAGCUAAAGUCUCUUCCUCUUCCGCAUCCUCUUCCUCUAGUCCAUCCACUUUCCCUUACUCAGUCUCUUUCUCCUCACACACAGCUCCUCAUUCUUUGUUCAGUCAACUACCUCUUACUACAUCAAGGUCAACGAAUGUCCCUCCCUCCUGUGCCAGCCUUGUUUCAAACCCUGCUCCCUCUGCAGAUGCUAAGCACCAGCCAGAAAAAAUCCUCCAAAAUAAAACCUCCUCAUUGUCUCAAAGUUCUUAUUUCCCCGGGAAUGCUUUUUCAUCUGCUUCACAUAACCUGCAGGCCUCUCUCUCGCCUUUAGAAGCAGAAAACACAAGUGUGACAGAACAAUGUCCUGCCAUGAAUUCGCCUCAGCUUCAUCCAUAUCAGCUCAGUGGAAAUCCAAACAAUUCAAGGCCCCCAUGUGCACUUUUACCAUCACCUCUUCCAGAUCCUGCUUCUCAAACUCUCUCCACUUUACCCCAUGUGUGCUUGGAGCCACCCCCCACUCUGCCUUUAUCUCUGAGGCAGAGCUAUAAUCAACAAGUUUCAACCAGUUCUGUAUCAAUCCUCUCCUUGCUCACUGUCCCCAGCCCACUUAAUGUCACUCAAUCUACCUCCAGCAGUACGGACGAACCUCUCACUCAGCCUCUUCCAUCACUGCCUCCUCCAUCACCACAGCUGGAUCCCUUUAAAGACCUUUCUCUGUCUGAGUUCCUGGAAAGAAAUGAUUGGAUCCUGAAUGGGAUUAGUGAUGAGUAACACUACACAGAAGUAAUUUAAUUUAUGGAAAGUUGAAGUCUUCACACUCAUACAAUCAAGUUGUAGCAAAUCAAGCUAAACCAUGAUUUUUUUUUCAAUUACAUUACUAUCAAAGGGCAAGGAUGUGUAAAUAUAUAUGAACCCCUUAUAUAGGUUCAAACUAAUGUCAAGGACUCUGCUUUUUUUCAGCCAUUGAGAAUAGUAUACAUGUUUUUUGAGACAGGUACAAGAUACAAAAGAGUCAAAACUGAUGUUGCAGAAAAGAAAAUAGUUUUUUUUAAUUCUCUGUUAUGUCAAAAUACCUACUGAAUCCUCAUAUUGCAGCCAAUCACUGUUCUCCCUAAUACAUAUCAAUAUAAGUUUCACAUUUUGGAUAUUCAAUAGUUUUUGUUAUAUAUAUCAAUUAUAUGAAGUGAUCACUGUGACUUUGCCAGGGUUUUCUCAAGUUGUGACAAAGCUCCUUUAGGUUCAUAGAUGGUGUGCAUCUGGUCUUGCUGGCUGGAAAAACUACCCUGAACUGGUCUUUAUGUCAGAAUCUGUGAGAAACAACUUCUCUGUGCCUUGCUGAGCUUUUAGGAACUGCUGCUAAAAAUAUUUAACUUUCACAGUUACCAAAAGCUCAGUCAUAUAAUCAAGCUUUUUGUGAGUCAGUAGUUCACCAGUAAAUGAAAUAUAAACCAAUUUCUCAGUAAAAUCUAGCACACAAAUUUCCACAAAACAGUGCCAUCAUUUUCUUGGUAAAAAGUUGUGUCUUAUUUUGUUUCAAUGACACUGCAAGUCUGACUCAACAAGCAACGGCUUUGCCUUUGGGUGGAGCUUCCUUUCUUGCAUCUUCAUGGAAAUGUAAUUAAGAAUAAUUUACAUCUAGAGCUGCAAUGUAAGAACAAGACUGUGCCAAAGUGAACUUCCCAGCCUGCUUUAGCUGCAUGCAUGCUGUGUUUCAACCUGACGAAAUGGCUUGUUUUUUUUACACACACAGCCAAGAACACAAUCCCAUAUUUUCCACUGCUACUGAUGUUUAUUUAUAGCUAGUGCAGGAGGCAGCUAAGGGUGGUGGUAAACAUGUUCUGGUUAUAUUACAGUGUAUGCAGCAGGGUUGUGUUUCUGUGCUCUCAUUUGACAUGUAAUGACCAGUGCAUCAUGCAAACCCACUUUAGAUGGAUCACAGGGAAAGUAGAAAGUAUUAUCUGGCAACAUGCUCUUUAAAAAUAAUAAUAAUGAUAAUAAAAUAACAUACACAUUAGCUCAUAAGUGUUGCUCCUUUAUCUGUCAAAAGCUGAAUCUACUUUAUUUGUGCUUACUUUAAUCAUACUUCUGUGAUUUAUAUUUUAUUACUUGUAUUCCUCGUAAAUGUUCUCAAACCUGCAGAAGCCCCAAAACUUCCAGACUCAAUACACCUCUUUGUAUUUGUUUUUACAAUGUGAUCAGAACCAGCCAAAUGAUUUUACAAAAGUAGACAGGUUUUAGGAUCAGUUUGUAAUAUUGUUGUAGAAUGUGAUUUUAAUACUCAAUCUGGAAUUGUUUUUCCAUGGUGUUAAUAUAAAAAGGUGAAGAGGUUAAUGAUGACAGCUUCAAAUCUCACGGCCUGCUAACAUCCAUCUAUCCUAGGAGUCUAAACUCAUAAUUUAAUAAAAGAUGUGCUACAUAAAUCACUUAUUAUUGUCAUUUUCAGCAAGUUGAGUAAGAAGCCAAAGAGAAUGUUCUAUUAGAUUAAUUAUUGCUUUAAUAAAAUGAAUUGUUUCCAUAUAAAUAUAGUAUUUUUUAGGAAAUGUUUGCUUUAAAAUGACAAGCUUGGGUUUCUGGGUGAUGAUUUCUAUAAAUUAUUUUGUUUUAUUUGUGUAUAAGAAUUAUGUGAGAUGCAUAAAUUCCAUAUAAUAGCUUAUGAUUCAAAGUGAGGUUUGAAGGGGGAAAGUUUAAGUUAUGACUGUUUAAGUUUUUAUAUUUAUUCUCUAACGCUGGUUAAAAUAAAAUGGAAAAUAAAAUGGUUUUGGUCAGCUCACAAUUUGCAUAUUUUUCUUUUAUUAUUCUAUGCUACAGUAAAAAAAAAAAAGUCAGUAUGCAGUUCAAUCAGGUUGUGGUCUAAAUGUUGAGUUAU
Molecule: messenger RNA, 3652 nt
Organism: Melanotaenia boesemani (Boeseman's rainbowfish)
Lineage: Eukaryota; Metazoa; Chordata; Actinopteri; Atheriniformes; Melanotaeniidae
Gene: batf2
Product: basic leucine zipper ATF-like transcription factor 2
Exons: 3
Coding region: 253-1557 (434 amino acids)
Biological process (GO): regulation of transcription by RNA polymerase II
Cellular component (GO): nucleus
Molecular function (GO): RNA polymerase II cis-regulatory region sequence-specific DNA binding; DNA-binding transcription factor activity, RNA polymerase II-specific
Source: RefSeq, a predicted model, not a curated record